AUGGGCCCAUCUGCGCAAACGGCCGGUCAAAAGCGCAAAAUUGCGCCUAAUGGACCUACACAGUCCUCGAGUGCGCGUAAACGACAAAAGAACCAAGAUGCUCGAGCUAUUCCUGUCCAGCGCAUGAAUGCCGCCACCUCUGCCAAUGGUGAACUCAAUAUCUCAUCCUUCAUCAAGGCCAGAGAAUUCGAAAUCACCGCUUUGGAGAAAAGCAUGCAGAAGGCAAGGAAGACUCUGACCACAAGAGCAUUCCAACAAGUUCCAAGACAUAUGCGAAGAAGAACUGCCAGUCACAAUGCCAAAAAGGUUCCCAGAAGGUUGAGGAGAAGGGCUGAGCGUGAGAUGAAAGAAGAUAAUACACCUACGGUGACGAGACGCACACGAACACCGUCACGCAAGUUGAGACUACGACUUGAGACCGCGAAGACGAUCAGGAAGCUGAAUAAGACGGCUAAAACUGUACGUCAGAGAAAGAGGGAAGCCAAAUCCAAUGCGAAGCAGUCGGAUCCUGUACAUCACGUCUCGGUUUCACGGAUACCGCGGUUGAAGAAGAAUCAACUUGCGCGGCCUCCGACUGCGACGACCAAAUACAAGAAAAGACAGUUGAAUAAGACGUGGUUGCCUACUCACCUAUGGCACGCCAAACGUGCACAUAUGACUCGACCUACCGAGCCAUUAUGGAGGAUCGCCAUUCCAUUGAGCCCAACUGAGAAAAGUUACAGGCCCAGUCAUCGAGCAGCGGGCACUCACGGAUGUGUAGCGUGGGAUACCAGCUACAUGUCCACCGUGGCAUGUUGGGGGACAGAGACUGCAAUAGAAAGUAUACUUGGAGCAUUCGGCUUCACUCCCCAAGGGCUCUCAGGAUCACUGCUGAAGAGAUGGAGGUCUGGGACAAGAUUCGGAGGAGGCUGGAUAUAUGAGCCAGACAACCACCAACGAGCUAUUGCACCCGUGGUUGUAAUCUGGUGUAUGCAGCCUAAGAACGAAACAGCUGGGGCAAAGAUUGUCGACGCAGCAGAGCAGAUGGAUGUGGACGCGGACGGUCGGCCACAGCCUUCGAAGACUCAAACUCAGACCAAGCGAAAGAAGAAACUUGAUACCCAGAUCUUAAUUCGAAUCCAUCCUUCAGCCUUUCAUCAAUUCUGGCAGGAGCUUCUGAAAAUUGCCAAAAUGCAGAAACCUCAAGUGUUGGUAGAAGAUCUUCGCUUCGAGGUUGGAAGCAUCGAAAUAAAAGGUCCGGGUUCAACAGAAGCUUUACUAGGCGUCCUUCGACCAUUCCCGACGGACACGGAAGCAGAACAGUCCAUCGAAUCCGUGUGGACUUCAUUAGUAGGACUCAGCAAUCCUGGCAUCCUGCCACAAAAUGCCAUUCUCGCACUGGAUGUUGUUGAUCCGAGACUGCGUCAUCCCCCCAAGCAGAUCGAUAUUCCGCAGAGUUCCGACACGAGCCGAAUGGAUGAGAUUCUUGUUUCCUGGCCUCCAGAUGAACAUCUAUCUCGGUCGCGCCUAACAUCACACAAGACGCGCUGGCAAGUGUGCCAUGCAUUGCCGUCGCAAAAGGCCAUCAAUCGACGAAAGUCACUGUCACCGCCUGGCCAGGCUCCGGCACUCUCAACCAAAGAUCCACGCAUCCCAGUGAUACUCCUCGCUGCCAGAGCAGAAGACCGUUCCGCCUCCGAGACCGACAAUUCUCAAGGAACAUGGAUUGUUCUUCUCCCCUGGAAAUGCGUCGAUCCUGUCUGGCGAUCUUUAAUGUACUAUCCCCUCUCCAACGGAGGAACCCCUCGCUUUGGGGGUCUCCAGGAGAAACGGCAAUUGGAAUUUGAGCAGGCAAGACCAUGGUUCCCUGGUGACUUGCCCGGCACCGAGGCUGGCAAGGCUUGGGAGCGCGCCGAAAGCGAAAAGAGAUUCGAUGACUGGAUUCGAAGACCACCGAAACACAGAGUAGCGUGGGAUAAGAUUGACUUAGGCUUGGGAAGGUGUGGAGAGGUUGGAAGAGGCUGGGCCUGUGAUUGGGAGUAUCUAUUUGAAAGCACAGAGGAACUUGUCCAUCAUGAAUCUGCUUCUGGGUCCCAGAAAGCAACGGAUCAUCCCACAGCUACGGAAGCGAAGCCGGCCCUUACACAACGACAACGGAAGGCAAUGAAGGCUCAAGCAGAUGCCGAAGCAAGAAAGGAUGACGAUCCUCUUUGUCGACGCAACACUUCUAGCCCGGAGAGCGAAGGAGAAGAGGAAAACCAGAUACCGACACUCAAUCCAACAACAGAUUACCAGCAACUCUCUCCCACGGCAAGUCUAUCACUUAUGAAGGAUCCAUUAAUUUCCAUUGCCCGUCUCCCUUCAAUUCCAGCAUUAAUGACAAUUCGAAUCACACUCCUUGACAAAGGCACACCCCGUCCAGCAGCCCGCAUCUACCGUCUCCCAUCGAUUCCGAAACGUCCUCCCCCUAAACCUGUGGAGCAAUCUGCAACUGCAAAUGAAAUCUUGCCAUCCACGCCACCACCAGCUCAGAAACCCCGGCCACCAAGCAGUAUCGACAGCUCGCCUUCCUCACCCAGCAAGUCCGCUCGCGAUCUUCGCGCUCGCUGGCUCGCGUUACAACCCCCAUGGAACAAAUCAAACUGGCCUCACAUCGCAUCUAACUAUCGCUACUCAAAGCAGAAGACAAGUCGAUUCGACCUCCCCUGCCAACAACAAGCACACCCGCGCGAAUCACUCGCGAAUAUCAACGUCCUUCCAAAGAACGCUCCCAAGGAAAUCAUCGACAAGUACGGCCCGAACAGCGCCUUUGGACGAGGUGAUGGUGAAAUUCCCAAGGAGCGGCCGGCGCCAAAAACCCAAGCCAAGGGCAAAGGCAAAAAGAAAGGCAAAGGCACAAUAGUCGUGGACUCCAAGAGCGCCGACAAGAAUGUCGCGUACCUCGACCCCAAUGACUACGAGCACACAAACAUCGCGGCCCUCACGAAUCCCUUCGAUUCUCCGUCAGAAUGGUCCAAACAUCCGCCAUGCCCGAAUGCGCACGAUCUCAUAGGCUUCGUUACUUCGGGAGGCUAUAACCUCAGCGAGGGCCGUGGGACUGCUAUUGGGUCGAUCUGGGCGCAACGUGUGCUUGAGUGGUGGAAUAUGCAUGAAAGUCACAAUGACACAGUGGGAGACAGAGAGGGGAAGAGAGAGAGGAUGCUGUGUAUUGUCCGCAACACGGGUGAGAGUAUUGGGAGAUUGGGCAUUUGGGAGGUAUGUGCCUAA
Messenger RNA from Rhinocladiella mackenziei CBS 650.93, 3246 nucleotides. RefSeq lists its product as uncharacterized. Lineage: Eukaryota; Fungi; Ascomycota; Eurotiomycetes; Chaetothyriales; Herpotrichiellaceae. The record is from RefSeq and is a predicted model, not a curated record. Gene Ontology annotation, cellular component: ribonuclease MRP complex; nucleolar ribonuclease P complex. Gene Ontology annotation, biological process: tRNA 5'-leader removal. Bases 1 to 3246 code for a protein of 1081 amino acids. The transcript is spliced from 2 exons.